AUGCCUCCUCGUCACAAGAAACCAAAAACUCAACACCCUUUGUCCACGGCGACAUUGUCUACAGCCAGCCCGACGGCAGCACCAACCCCAACAGUGUCUCGACCUGCCAGCUCUUUGGGUGACCGCAGCCAUUUCAGCGACCGAAGAUUCCAAGAGCUCCAGAUUUCAUCGAAGUUGAGGCAAAACAUCAAGCAUGAAUUCCUGACGGAAGUUCAAGCCGCCACAAUAGAGCCUGCUCUUGAUGGAAAAGACCUUCUCGUUCAAGCAAAAACUGGAACAGGAAAAACCAUUGGUUUUCUCCUCCCGGCGAUCGAAAAAGUGUUGCGGAGUCCCAGGCGACCCAAAGGAACACCCAUCUUAGUACUUUCCCCUACCCGAGAACUCGCCCAACAGAUCUCAAAAGAAGCCCAAACUCUUCUACCUCAAUCUGACCUCCGUAUCAUUACCGUAACUGGAGGCACCAGUUCCCCCGCCAGGGACCUGGAAAAUUUCCUCGGAAACCAGCAUGACCUUGUAGUAGCGACACCUGGACGUCUCCACGAUUACUUCACUGGCGCUCGUAGCAGCAAAGUAUUUGAAAAAUUCAGUGGAUUGCAGACUUUGAUAUUAGACGAGGUCGAUAGAUUGCUUGACGGAGGUUUUGCUAGGGAGCUGGACGGAGUUGUGAACAUGCUUCCCAAAACAAAGAGGCAAAAUCUUUUCUUCAGCGCUACAAUAUCUGAUAACAUCAAGAAAGCAGCGAAAAAAUAUAAUGAUGGUUCGGAGUAUACUUUCAUAUCCACCCUGAAGGAUGAUGAGAUGAAUGUCCAUCAACAUGUACAUCAAUCAUAUAUUCUCACUCCCUUCGAGAGCCACAUCCCGACCUUGCUUGCCCUUCUCCAUCUCGACACAAUAAAACAUCCUCUCCCUCACAUCACUACCUCCACUCCAAGCCUAUCACCAGGCAUCACCGGCGCCCAAACGCUUUCCAAAGUCAUGGUGUUUUUCCCUACUGCACGGCACGUCUCGUUUGCCACAGAAGUCCUAUCUUCCCCGUCGAUCAAAAAGGACUUACCACCCGUACUCGAAAUUCAUUCUCGCAAGAGUCAAUCUGCGCGGACCAAGGCCGCAGAAGCAUUCAAGGGAGCGAAGAGCGCUAUCUUGUUAAGUAGCGACGUUGCUGCUCGUGGCAUUGAUUUCCCCGGUGUAACCCUCGUAAUCCAAAUCGGCAUUCCCUCCUCCGCUGAACAAUAUGUACACCGACUAGGACGUACCGCUCGUGCCGGAGCCGAAGGCCAAGGCAUCAUCAUCCUCGACCCCCAAGAACAACCCUUCCUCACAACCCGCGACAUGCAAAAAACCACCACCAUUACCCCCUACAUCUCAUCCCCCAGCUCUCACGAAUACAAAAACCUCGCAACCUACACCCAAACCUACACUCAACACGUCCAGAACGUUCUCCAGACCCUCGCAACGAACAACCCAACAGUUAUUGGUUCCGCGUAUGUCGCAUUUCUGGGAUAUUACAAAGGACAGGCGAGGGUUUUGAAGUGGAGCCCGGAGAAGCUGGUUGAAGAAGCAAAUAAAUAUGCGAGGCAGGUGAUGGGGUGGACAGACGCUUUGCCUCCACCGGUUGCGCCAAAGGCGGUUGGGAUGAUGGCGCUGAGGGGUGUCAAGGGCUUGAAUGUUAUGAGACCCCCGCCAUCUGAGCAUUCUCGGGGAAAUAGUCGACGAUGA
Molecule: messenger RNA, 1716 nt
Organism: Lentinula edodes (shiitake mushroom)
Lineage: Eukaryota; Fungi; Basidiomycota; Agaricomycetes; Agaricales; Omphalotaceae
Product: P-loop containing nucleoside triphosphate hydrolase protein
Exons: 8
Coding region: 1-1716 (571 amino acids)
Cellular component (GO): mitochondrion
Molecular function (GO): nucleic acid binding; ATP binding
Source: RefSeq, a predicted model, not a curated record